ACCCGCGAAGGCUCCUUCCUCCUGCCGUUCGUCGUCCACGCCGGGCAGCCUCCGUCCUGCUGCAGGGAUGGCGAGCACGGCGGGCGCGCUGCUCCUGCUCCUGGCCGCCGGCUCGAGCGCUGCCGUGUGGCCUCAGCCGCAGUGGCUCCGCCAGGACCCCUCCAGCCUCUGCCGGCUCAGCUCCCGGCAGUUCCGAUUCGCCUAUGCCAACGACUCGGCGGUGAAGCCGGGCUGCGAUGUGCUGGACGGGGCGUUCCGACGUUACUGGCAGCUGCUUUUCCCGCUCGGGCUCCAGGAGGGAGCAAGGAGCAACGGCAAGGAUCUGUGUCCUAACCUUCUCAUCUCCGUGACCGAAGCAGGAUGCAGCGGCUAUCCUACCCUUGGAUCUCCGGAGAACUAUAAACUCAGUGUCUCGGUGGAUCUGAUGCUACUUACAGCCACCAAUAUCUGGGGUGCCCUCAGAGGACUGGAGACCUUCAGCCAGCUUCCCUGGAGGGACGAAGAUGGAACAUUCUACCUCAACAAGACAGAUGUGGUUGAUUUCCCUCGCUUCCCGCACCGAGGUCUGCUCCUUGACACCUCUCGCCAUUUCCUGCCUUUGAGAAUCAUCCUGGAGACCCUGGACGUCAUGGCGUACAACAAAUUUAACGUCUUCCACUGGCACAUCGUGGACGACCAAUCGUUUCCGUUCCAAAGCAUGGUGUUCCCGGAUCUCAGUUCGAAGGGCUCCUAUAACUCGGCCACUCACGUAUACGCUGCUGCUGAUGUGAAUAUGGUGAUUGAAUACGCCCGGUUGCGUGGAAUUCGAGUGAUUCCAGAAUUUGACACCCCUGGACACACUCGCUCUUGGGGGCCAGGUGUCCCAGGCUUAUUGACUCCAUGUUACGUGUCCACAAAACCCAGCGGGACCUACGGGCCAGUCAACCCCAUCCUCAACUCCACUUACCAAUUCAUGGCUUCGUUUUUUGCUGAAGUUAGCGCCAUCUUCCCAGAUUUCUACCUUCACCUGGGAGGAGAUGAGGUGGACUUCACUUGCUGGAAGUCUAACCCAGACAUCCGAGCAUUCAUGGAGAAGAUGCAGUUUGGCGAAGAUUACUCCAAGUUAGAAUCCUUCUACAUUCAAAGGCUGUUGGAUAUCGUCGCAUCUUACAAGAAAGGUUACAUGGUGUGGCAGGAAGUAUUCGAUAAUGGUGUGAAGGUGAAUCCUAAUACAGUAAUACAUGUGUGGAAAGGGUCACCCAUCACCUUUCAAGAGGAGAUGUCCCGUGUCACAGAGGCUGGUUUCCGGACCCUGCUGUCCUCCCCUUGGUACUUGAACAUCAUCUCCUAUGGGCAGGAUUGGUUGACAGCAUAUAAGGUGGAACCCCUGGACUUCAAAGGCACCGCAGAACAGAAAAAACUGGUUAUUGGGGGGGAAGCCUGCAUGUGGGGUGAAUACGUGGAUGCAACCAAUUUAACCCCCAGGCUGUGGCCCAGAGCUGGGGCUGUUGCUGAGCGUUUGUGGAGCAACAAGACAGUUCGAAACCGGGAAGAUGCUUACGCCCGCUUGUCAGAUUUCCGCUGCAAGUUGCUCAGGCGAGGUAUUCAGGCCGAACCCCUUUAUACAGGAUUUUGUGAAUUUGACACAGUUUGAUUUUACAAUCACCUCCUCCUCCCUCCCUCCCUCACCGCAAAUAUCUGUACUGUUUUAAUAUGUGCAGGGAGAAUCUUGUUUUUUUUUUAAAAAAAAAACCCAAAUAUUUCAAUAAAUCAGUUCCCUAUUA
Molecule: messenger RNA, 1763 nt
Organism: Thamnophis elegans (Western terrestrial garter snake)
Lineage: Eukaryota; Metazoa; Chordata; Lepidosauria; Squamata; Natricidae
Gene: HEXA
Product: hexosaminidase subunit alpha
Exons: 14
Coding region: 68-1633 (521 amino acids)
Biological process (GO): carbohydrate metabolic process; ganglioside catabolic process; glycosaminoglycan metabolic process
Cellular component (GO): membrane
Molecular function (GO): beta-N-acetylhexosaminidase activity
Source: RefSeq, a predicted model, not a curated record